This is a messenger RNA of Dreissena polymorpha, 2056 nucleotides long. RefSeq lists its product as uncharacterized. The transcript is spliced from 5 exons. NCBI's taxonomy places the organism in Eukaryota, Metazoa, Mollusca, Bivalvia, Myida, Dreissenidae. The record is from RefSeq and is a predicted model, not a curated record. The coding region runs from base 385 to 1314 and encodes 309 amino acids.
UGUUUAUAGAGCGUGUGAUAUAUAAACUGAUUAGCGCUGUAAAACCAACACUCACGUUGUGGUUAAAUGUAGAAAUGUAUGAAUGGAAUGUUAGCAGAAAUAUUUACCGUGUUUGUCAGUGGAUAUAUUUGCAGUGAACAUCGAUGUCACUUCAUUGUGUAAUUUGCCAGCUCGGUGAACGGACGUUACAAAAUUGAAACAGUGUUUAUAGUUUAACUCUAUCAUUAAAGAUACAAUAAAAGCUGCGUGGACUUUACGCGAUUAUAUUGUGAUAUGCUGUGACAUUAGCGAUAUUUAACUCAAUCCGGACUAUAGAGUAAAGUUGUUGUUGGUGUCUUGGACUAACUUGUGUAUCGAUUGUCCGAAAAUCAAAGGGUCGCGAAGAUGUUGCUAAGUUCUGUGAAUUUCGUCGUGAAGGGAGGAAAGUCCAAGGAUAAAAAGACUCGAGAAAUCAGCGAGGAAGAAAAGGAAGAAAAAGAGGUUACAUGCGAGGCGUGUGCGAGAAACAAAUUGGUGGACAAUUCCGUGUUCCAGUUUCCAAACCCAAGCCCCACACCGUCCAGAACCUCACAGAUUUCUGAUCCAGAAAGCACGGUGGGGGAUCGCGUCACCAUCACCACUGGUGACGACCUAUGUCUGAGUGUGGACCAGUUUUACUACACAAUCGGUCUCAAGUCCACGAAUUCCUUAGACAGCACAUGUAUCUUCCGAAAACGGGUACUGGAAACGCAAGGCGAAGAACACUGUCGGACGGAUACUGUCGUGUUUGCCCUGGAUUGUGACCGAGAUUUCUACCUCACAACAUCCCAGUCCAUGAGUCUAGAAUUAAAUCAUUACCCGCACCUCUCCACCGACUCAGUACCGGAAGCGCUCGUGUUCCUCGUGUAUCAGACAAGUCUGGGUCACGUGAUGGUCAGGCCACGCCUUCACAAGAACGCCUACUUGCACCACCUUGACAGCGACCUCUCCAUCCAACAGCUGAACCUGAACUGGCGGUGCCCCGAGGAAUACUUCUUCCACUUCGAGGCGGUGCCCGAAAGCCGCAACCAGUCUGUGACGUCAUCGACGACGUGUCCGCAUCACGUGACUAACGAGUCACGUGACAAAGUCUGCGUCGACAGCAGUCGGACUUGCGUGGGGAAGGAGAGAAACAGGAGUAGGAACGUUCAUGUGCAGAAAUUCGUGCUUCCGCAAAAUAAAGACACUGUGCUGCUCCCAACCAAAGCGGCGCGAAAACCGCAGCAUUUCUGGAAAAACCUGUUCAUUGGGUGUUUUAGCGCCAAAAGUCAUCACUUGCAAUGUACGUCAGCGUGAAGGGACGCUUGUGUUCUGUUUGAAACUUUGGUGGAAAACUGUCCGGUUUGAAAUCGCGGGAAAAACUUUGUGAUUAAUCCAGAGAAAGUAUUUAUUUAUUACGUGUACAUUAUAUAUUUUGUUUUAUAUAAGCAAAUGAACGUUGGUGUACAUAUAUUUUAAUAUUUAUUUAUUUAUUGAUGUUGUAUACAGUGUACAUAGAUGCGUGUUUUGUUGAACGGUUUCCAAUCGGAAAUCGCGUUGAAUCAUAGAAGGAGAUUAUUUUAUCAUUAAUCAUUUAUGUAUGUUCCAUUUCUGUUACACACACAUAUGUAUUGAUGUCGCCCUAAAUGAGAAAUCCGCGUACAUGCUAUCAAUGCAAACAUGUUUUCGAACAAAGCACGUGUUUCAAACCAAUGGCAUAAGAUCCCUAAAGGUUCUAUAAGAAGCUUACUUUUGCGUGGAAAAUGCAAUUUUCAAUUGCCAAGUUGCUAGAAAAAGACGUAUUAGUCUUGGCAUUAGAUCAUAAAAUUCAGCUAAGACCUAUGCAAUCAUUACUAGUAAUCACAUCUCACGCCAGCUAAGACCUAUGCAAUCAUUACUAGUAAUCACAUCUCACGCCAGCUAAGACCUAUGCAAUCAUUACUAGUAAUCACAUCUCACGCCAGCUAAGACCUAUGCAAUCAUUACUAGUAAUCACAUCUCACGCCAGCUAAGACCUAUGCAAUCAUUACUAGUAAUCACAUCUCACGCCAGCUAAGAC